AUGGAUUAACUCUCUUAAUACUAUACCACUCAACACUUCCUAGAACCAAACAAAGACACCAAUAAGUCCCAAAGAACCAGAUCAAACACAAAUGAGAAAUUGGUUACUCCAAACUUGCUUUAUGUCACUAGGAAUUAACAAUAACCUCAACCUUCAAUUAGAUUGGAAUGUCAAUAACAAAUCCAAAAACCCUCUCAAUCCUCAUGUAAUCUCAAAGAAUUAGCAAAGGCGAAAGUCCUUGAAUCCGACGAAUUAGUGUUCUAUAGAAAUAAGUCCUCUUAUUAGGAAAAGUAAAUUUUAGAUCUUUAGGCUGAAUUGCAUCAUAUAAAGUCAACAGUUUAGGAAAGAGUGACCUACAUUGAGGAUACUCAUAGAAUAUAAUAAUUGGAAACAAAUUUACAAUAAUACCAAUAAGAAUGCAAUAGAAUGAACAAUCUAUUGAGAGAGACUCAAAAUGAAUCAGAAUCAUUGAAGUAGAAGAAUCUGUAGUUGUCGCAAUCCAUUUUUUAGUUUCAACAAUUGCAAUUCGAAUUUGAUAGAUUAAAAAGGAAUUCUCAAGAAACUGAUUAGUAUUGGCAAAAUGAAAUACAAAGACUCAACGUGUUGUUGUCUUAAAGUCAGACCUAGUUACACUAAUUGCAAAAGACAUUGAUAGAAACAAAGUAAUACGAACAGAUGUAUCAUCAAUAAUAACCGAUCUAAACCUAAUUGGCUUUGGAAUUGGAGAGAAUGACUUCAAUGUUAAGGGCUAAGACUGAUGAAUAUGAUCAAUAGAAAUAGACCUAUAUAAAGGAGAUAGAAAUCUCAUCCAGGAGAAUCAAGGAUUCAGAAUUAGAACUCAAGGAUUUAAAAAUUCGAGAGACCAAUCAAAAAUAAUCAAUUGAUGAAUUGAGCAGGGAAAACAAUUAAAUUACUGAAAAGUUUAUGAAUGAAAUUAGAAACAAAAACGAUGAAAUCUAAAAGCUAUAAUAAAUUAUUUAGACUUUAUAAUUGACUUUACAGGAUACUUCAAAAUAUAUGGAGUAUGAAAUUAGAUCAAAGAAGUAAAAUGAAGAAAUCAAUAAUCUCAAUCAAAGAAUUAGAAUCAAAUAAGAGGAAACAGACAACUAUAAAUAAUAAAUGUUGAUUUUAUAAAAUUAAAUUUAGGAAUGCCAAAAAUAUGCAGAAUAUGAAAUUAAAUAUUAAAAUCUCGCAUAGGAAUAUGACAGAUUAAAUAAUUCUUUAAUGAUGAAAUUAUAAGAGAAUGACUAAUUGAGGAAUUGCAUUUCAAAAUUGCAAAUCACCUUGAAUGAUCAUUACAAAAUAGAAGAAUAUGAUAAUAAAAUAGCCUUGUAGAAUUAAGAAAUAGACCAUCUUCAUUAAAGUUUACAAUCUAAGUGUUAAGAGAUCGAGAAAUUAAAUUAUGAAAACAAUAGGAUGUCAUCCUUAUUAAGAACAAGAAAUGACGAAAUCGAUAAUCUGAAAUAUAAAAUGUAAGAUAAUUCAUAGUUGAAAGAAUAUCAAUAGAAGUUCCAGAUGCUAAAUGGAGAAAUGGAGAGAUUGGCAAUUCAAUUGAGGAGUAAGAAUGAGGAAAUGGAAAAACUAAGAUAAUAUUUAGCAUAAUUUUAGUUGUAAGAGGCUAAUAAGUUAUAAGAAUUAGAACAAAAGAAUGUCGCUUAUUAAACUGAGAUAGAGAGAUUGAGCAGUUUGCUGAAGGUGAAAUUAUCAGAGAAUGAGUAGAAUAAAUUAUAAAUCAGAUGUUUAUAAGAAGAAAACGAUCAAUAAAAAUGUAAAAUAUUGACUCAAAAUGAAAUACAGUAAUAUAAUGAUAAGGUGACUAUUUUGACUCAGGAAGUUGAGUCUUGGAAGAAUCAAUUUAUCAAUCUCAAUAGAGAAUAUCAUAAAUAAUAAGAGUAGUUAAUGCUGUCUAAUGCAGAAUUGGAUACAUUGAAAAAACAGAGGAGCAAUUCAAUUAGAUUGGAUACGUAUGAGACAACUAAGGAAAACUCAGCUCUUUCUGCCUUCUAAUAUGGGACUCUCACAAUAAGAAAUCUAUGA
This is a messenger RNA of Paramecium tetraurelia, 2037 nucleotides long. RefSeq lists its product as uncharacterized. Lineage: Eukaryota; Ciliophora; Oligohymenophorea; Peniculida; Parameciidae. The transcript is spliced from 2 exons. The record is from RefSeq and is a predicted model, not a curated record.